CUUCCACACAGAAGUGCCAUACACGGCACUACCUCAUCUAUUUAGGAGGCUAGUACCAGCGGCUCCGUUAUAUCAGGUUGAGCCUCGUCAUGAUGGCGGGCUACUCCGUUGAGGCAGCCAUGGCUGAGGCCCUGGGCCAUCUCAACCGCAUCGCAUGUCAUGUAAGCGUCUCUCAUAUCACACAUGCAACGACUGGAGGCCAUUGCUGAGAGAACAAGUUUCGCAAACACGAGCAGCAUAGUGCUGCAAAUGAGAUUGGCAAACUGAGCAUUCUGAUUGUUAAUGUCUUCUCCGAAACGGUUGAGCAUAUCCCCAACAACGACUUUAUCUUUGAUGAUAUGGUAAGCUCCUCCGUCAGCAUCCGGAUACAAGAGAGAUUAGUCUAAGUAACAGUAGCAGGCUGAGAACAGCCAGAACGCUGUGGGUAACCACUACGCGAUACAGCAACAAGCCGUCGCGGCUCUCAUGAACGAGGUCGAGAAGGAGAGUGAGGGUAACAACGGUCAGAACUGCGUCUUGCAGAAGAUUGCAACUGAAGCCCAGCUCCCACCGACUGGAAGCUGGGCUCAAGUCGCUGGUUCAGCCUCAGGUCUUCCAGCCCAUCCUCAAGGAGCGGGGCAAUUUAUGCCGCCUCUGCCCCUGGGGCCGGCCUCUCUGUCCAAACAGAGCCUGGUAAAUGAUGAAAAUAGUGAUACUCGAUUGGCAGGCAUUUCGGAUGUCGCACUUCCUGCGCCCAUGUUCCCAGAAAUUCCAGAAGCCAAAGCAGGAGUCCUUCGUAUUUAUGGCAAGACGUCCAAAGACAUUAUUCAGUAUAUCACCACCCGUAUCCAUGAGGGUCCAUUGCAGGACAUCAGACUCGAAACCAAUGGAAGGACGCGGGUGACCUUCCAGCAUGCGUCUCAGGCGCUUGCUUUCCUGAAGUCCAACCAGGAGAUGGAGCAAAUGCUCGGCUUUGGGCGUUUUGGAUGCGGCUACCGCGUUGAAUUGGCCGAAAUUAUUGAUUGGAACGACGACCAUCGCCGGAUGAACCAGCCCAUCCGCGAGCGUCGCCGCCUGUCAUUCGCAAGGAAGCGGCUCUUUGCCGACAACAUGUCGCCAGAGAAAUGGAAACAAGACAUCCGCACUUUGGCAGGACCUGGAAAUAUUGAUUUCCUCUGGGUCUUCAAUUCGGGUAAUGGUGAGUGAGCAACAUCAACAUGAACAUACGAUAUAACUACGGUCUCUAAUGCAGUGAAUCCCGGCUAAUGCGGCGGUAGCGACGGCUGUCUUCACGAGCACGACCGUUGCUCGCAAGGUUUUGGAGGUGUUCAACCGAUGGAAGGACGGCCGAAACGUCUACAGUGGGGUUUCCGUGACCUACUCGUCGGACCCAUGCGAGAAAGAGUUAGUUUUGGUGAAAGACACCGCUCGCCCCAACGUUGCCAAGAACUUCGUGAAGAGACCCAUUCGAUAGAUGCAGGGCAGCCGUUGAACAGGUGGGCAGUGCUUUUAGCCUUUCAGCCCCUGUUUCAUCCCCAGCUGUCUAAAAUGAUAUCACAAUCAAGAUACAGACGAGGAAAAUCUGUCAGGGAAGAAAAGAAGAAAAGAAAAGAAAAGAAAAAGGAUAAAAAUAAAAAUAAAAGCAGGGAUAAACAACAAGGGUUAAAGCUGUUUGCGG
Messenger RNA from Aspergillus alliaceus, 1657 nucleotides. RefSeq lists its product as uncharacterized. NCBI's taxonomy places the organism in Eukaryota, Fungi, Ascomycota, Eurotiomycetes, Eurotiales, Aspergillaceae. The record is from RefSeq and is a predicted model, not a curated record. The transcript has a single exon. The annotation marks the transcript as partial.